CACUACCACUCGAAAACACUCACAUUUACACAACCCCUCAUCACCAAAACAUCUAAUCCACAAUGGCGUCUCUUCACUACCUCCCUCCCGUCAAGCCCUCUGCCAUUGCUCUCGGCACGGCCUUCAACCACGCCGUCUCGCUGGCCGUUCUCGGUCCCGUCUUCGGUGAUGCCUACCGCCGCGCGCAGCAGGCCAACUCCAAGGAGGAGUACUUCCACAGCAAGGAGGCCGCAACCGCUGCUGCCACAUGGGGUAGCUCCAUUGUCGGCUCUGCCGUCCAGACAUACGGUGUUGGUGCUUUGAUCAACGCCACCGGUACCCUUACCUACAAGGGCGCUGCUUACCUCGGCUCUUUGAUCUUCAUGGCUUCCGCUGCUCCCUCCAUCGUCUCCCAGGUCCUCACCGAGAAGCGCCCUCUUGACACCAUCGCUGUCGGUGCCGUUGCCCGUGUGCUCGAGACCGUUGGCCUUAGCUUGUUCCUUACCUACUGGGGAACCCGCACCAACCCCUUCAACUAAGCGUCUCAUUGUCAUGAGCGUUUGAAGGCGUUUGGGGAUUCUCAUCUUGGCGGCUUAGGUUGAUUGCCUCAGUCCAUGGCAACGAUGCAGAUGACAAACAAAGAAGAAGGGCCGGUGAAAGGCUACCUUCGAUUAUGAUAUGUAACACUACCUCGAAAUAAAAGGUUUAAUU
Parastagonospora nodorum SN15 is the source of this 690-nucleotide messenger RNA. RefSeq lists its product as hypothetical. Bases 63 to 518 code for a protein of 151 amino acids. The transcript is spliced from 3 exons. The record is from RefSeq and is a predicted model, not a curated record. NCBI's taxonomy places the organism in Eukaryota, Fungi, Ascomycota, Dothideomycetes, Pleosporales, Phaeosphaeriaceae.